GACGGGACAAGUGCGGCUCGACUUAGCCCAGCCCGGCCCAGGGGAGGCGGGUCGUCAGAGGGAGCACAAUAAAGAAAUUAUGUUUGCUGUCAGCCACUCAUCCAGGACUUCACCCAUGGUUAAUGAAGAAGCAACAUUUUCUGCUAGGGUCCUGAUUAGAUGCUGAAAAGCAGAUUUAGAAAAAAAAGGCGCGCUUGAGGUGAGGAUGCGACAUUCACGGGUGUAGUGCUGCUGCUAACAGCCUUGAACGGCAUGAAAAAUAUGGCUGAGAGAUUUCUGAUUGCUAUGGUGAUCUUCAUAUUAGCCACUCUCCUGAUUAUCUAUAACUCCAGCAGUGGCAAUGACUCCAUAGGUUAUCGAGGACAAUUUGUCUACAGUGUUCUGAGCCAAGCACCAUCAAAUUUAACAAAAUGGGUUACAAAAGAUGGUUAUAUUCCAGUGACGGGAAACAAGACGAUGAAGCUCCGCUGCGGACUGUGCGCGCUUAUCACGAGUUCCAGCCACUUGCUGGGCAGCGAGAUUGGGUCGGAAAUCGACGAGACCGAGUGCACAAUCCGCAUGAACAAUGCGCCUACCAUGGGAUACGAGAGGGACAUCGGGAAUAAAACCACCCUGCGGGUUAUCGCCCACUCCAGUGUUUACAAGGUGAUGAAGAAACCCCAGGAGUUCCUUAACAGAAGCCAGGACACGGUCUUCGUCUUCUGGGGACCUCCUAAGAAGAUGCAGAACAGAAGAGGCGGCACUUUCCGACUGAUUCACCGAGUGGGCUCUGCUUUUCCAAACCUCUCCUCCUACAUUGUGUCUCCGAAGAGAAUGCAGCAGUUUGAUGAUUUGUUCCACAGGGAGACUGGGCAAGACAGAAAGAAAUCGCACACCUGGCUGAGUACAGGCUGGUUCACCAUGGUGAUAGCCAUCGAGCUCUGCAACAGUGUCCACGUGUAUGGAAUGGUCCCCCCCACUCACUGCAGUAAGCCCCAGGACAAGCGAAUGCCCUAUCAUUACUAUGAGCCGAAAGGUCCCGACGAGUGCAGUACCUUCCUUGGGAAUGAGAAGGUGAAGAAGGGCAGCCACCACCGCUUCAUCACCGAGAAGGAUGUGUUUGCUCAUUGGGCGAAGCUGUACAACAUCGUCUUCUCCCACCCCAGCUGGUGACCUGCCGCACCUCCUGAGGCCUCGUCACUCCUGCCUUUCCUGGACUCUGUACGUAGCAUGGAAGCAUGGCCACUCUGGGAUCACUGCCAGGGCAGCCCACACAACCCAUGCUUGCUGUGCAUGGAGCCUCACUGGGAAUUGGUGCACAGGCAUUGAGCAUGUGAGGAUGUCAAGGUUGCAGCUGAAACUGAGGUGGUGAUGUUUGACCUGAUGAUGCCGUCUAAUCUGCUUGUCUAGAACGGAUUGGCAGCAUCAGUCCCUUCCUGGUCUAUGGCCUACUUUGCACGCAGUAACAUGGACUCUUACAUUAUUCACGCAAACACCUCUGAUGACUUGGUACCACCCGAUAAUAAGUCUCCAGAAUGAAGAAUGGAUUUUCGUUCAGUCGAGAUUUAUGUGAUGCUUCAUUAACGUCUGACUCUUCAUCUCCACCAACUAUUCCCAACUAAUCAAUCUUCAGUGUUGCAGAUUCCUUGUGGAAGAAACCUGUGCAAGAGGCUCUGUGUUGCUUUGUAACAAUAUUAAAAUGUUCAUGUUGGGUUAUGGAGAAUUGGGAGCUGCAGCUUCCUCUGGAUGCCAGGACUUAUACUGACCGAUGAGACCCACUCCAAUGGUUUAGUGAAAAGACAAGCACUACAACUAUAUCGGGUGAUGCAAGGAACUGCAGAUGCUGGAAUCUUCAGCAAAACACAGGAUGCUGGAGAAACUCAGCGCGUCGGGCAGCAUCUUGGGAGGCAAUUGACAGAUGAUGUUUCAGUUUGGGACCCUUCUUCAGACUCUCGACAUUGUCUGCCUAUUCUCUCUGCAGAUGCUGCCUCACCUGCUGAAUUCCUCCAGAACUUUGUGUUUUGCUACAAGUGUAUCUGCCUGCUUUAUUCUCCAGUUGGAUUUUCACUGACAUUCAAAGGGGGAAGUAUGUCCUUUGUAUAGAUUGGUGGGAAAAUGCAUUCGACAAUGGACAAUUGGUGCAGGAGUAGGCCAAUCGGUCCUUCGAGCCAGCACUGCCAUUCACUGUGACAUUGGCUGAUCAUCCACUAUCAGUACCCCGUUCCUGCCUUCCUCCAACACUAGGUUGUAUUGGUAGUAAUACUUUAUCUGGUUAAAAAUAAUUAUGUUGUUUUUUGAAUAUAGCAAAAGGUCAUUGAUUAGUCAAAACAAACACACAAUGGAAAUAAUGGAGAGUAGAAUGGACACAAUGAUUGGAUUCCAUGCAUUAGUUGCACGAAUAUUGUAACAUCAGCUUGUGUGGAUGCCGACUGCCAGAUGAGUUAAGAACCAUAUUUCCAAGAUUGUUUCUGAAGGAAUGCAGUUGCUCGAUUUGGAAAGUCAUGCUUGUAAUCCUCCCAGACACUGUUUGUAACAACUUUGAUAUUUAAUUGUUUUCUACACGGGCUGAGCAUUUAUUAAGAUGGGAGAGAAUUUUAAAUCCACAAGCAGCUUUCAAUAUUUCGAAUGUGUAGGAAGGAACUGCAGAUGCUGGUUUAAACCGAAGAUAGACACAAAAAGCUGGAGUAACUCAGUGGGUCAGGCAGCAUCUCUGGAGAGAGGGAAUGGGUGACGUUUUGGGUCGAGACCCUUCUCCAGACGAGAAGUUGUAGGACAUGGGCGAGUGAGUCAGUAACUGAGAGGAGCGGUGCGGGAGGUUGAAAAUGGAGUCUGGGAGACGCGGCACCUCGUGAGGUACAAAAGGAAAGCACACGCUGGCAGAGGCCACUCUGGAGCCCCUGGUGUUGGGAGUGGCUGUGUCUGUGGUGAGGUUCUGUGGCUGAGGGUCAGUGCUGAGGCUUUGGCUCGAGGGGCUUCAGUGGAGGAAUAAGGUGAGAUAAUUUUAUUUCACCUGUUGCUCUUUGAUCUUGGUGCAUUUGGGAUGGUAGUUGGGGCCACUGGUAUGCCCCACCUGCAGGAUGUGGAGGUCAGAAAAACUACCAGUGUCUCUGGGACCACACACCUGUGGAAGUGCGCCCAGCUGCAGCUCCUCCUGGCUGAUGGUGUGAGGUAACUGGAGCUGCUGCUGGACGACCUUGGGAUUGUCCGGGAGGCUGAGAGCUUGAUAGAGAGGAAUUACGGUGGAAUGGUCAUGCUAAACGUGCAUGCAGAAAGUAGAUGUGUGAUCACCAGGAAAGGUGGUCUGUGGCCAUUCCCCUCAAAAGCAAGUAAACUCUUUCAGAUUAAGUUGGGGGGGGAAUGACCAUAUUGGGGAGAGCAACAACUACAGUCACGUCUAUGUUACCAAGUUGGGGUCGAAGGCACAGUGGGGAUGGGUGAAGUCGGGUGGGGCAAUGGUGAUAUGAGACACGUUAGUUAGAGGGACAGACAGGAGAUUGUGUGGCUGUAAUGGCACUCCAGGAUGGUCUGUUGCCUCUCUGGAUACAGGGUGUCUCUGAGUGACUGCAGAACAUUCCCAAGGGAGAGCAUGAGCAGCCAGAAGUUGUUGUGCACGUUGGUGCAAAUGACAUGGGUAGGAAAAGGGAUGAGGUCCUGCAGAUUGAAUACAAGAAGAUUGAAUACAAGAACCUCCAGGGUAGUGAUCUCUGGGUUACUCCUAGUGCCAUGUGCAGUGAGGGUAAGAACAGGAUGAUUGGGAAGAUGAAUGCAUGGCUGAGGAGUUGGGGCAGAUUUUUGGACCAUUGGGAUCUCUCCUUGGGCAGAGGUGAUCUGUGCCCGGGGGAUGGGUUGCACCUGAACUGGAGGGGAACCAAUAUCAUGGUAGGCAGGUUUACAACUGGUACUAUGGAGGGUUUAAACUAGAUUGGGAGGGAGACGGGAUCUAAAGGAUGAGGGCAGCAGGUGGGAGACUGGAAGUCGAGACAGAAGUCAAUUACAGCGUCUAUCUCGGUCCCACCCACUCCCCUGACAUCAGUCUGAAGAAGGGUCUCGACACAAAACGUCACCCAUUCCUUCUCUCCAGAGAUGCUGCCUGUCCUGCUGAGUUACUCCAGCAUUUUGUAUCUACCUUCAAUAACAGCUAGUUCAGUAGACAGGACAGGCAGGAGCACAGCAGGGAGUGAGGAGAGAUGGUCUGAUUAAAUUGGAAAUAUUUCAAUGCAAUAAUCCUGAUGGGUAAGACAGAUGAACUCUGAAAGGUGGAAUGAGAGGCGGUAAGGUGUUGCAUCUCCUGCAUGUGCGUGGGAAGUGCCCUGAGGAGGGAAAUAGGUGUUGGUACCAAUGGAAGUGUCACCAGACCAUCACAAAGGGAUCCCUUUGCAAUGCUGACCAGGAGGUGAGGGGAGGUUGUAUCUGUAGGUGGUAUCUGAAUGUAGGUGAGAGACAUUGUGGGGGAGGCUCCUUCUUCAUCUUCUUGCGUAUGACGUGCACAGCCUAAAGUUGUAGGACAACUUGUUCUAUUUGAUUGUGCACGCCGGGUUGAUUGCAUUCGUCGAAACAGGGCGGACCACGUGAAGGUUGCAAUCUCCUACCCCGGGGAGGCUCCGUUGACUAUGGACUCCAGUUGGUGGCAAGUGAGGACAAGUGGGACACUAAUUUGAAGGGAAAUUGAAAGCGUGAGAGCUUGGAUCAGACACCAGAAGACCAAAUGCGUCGAACAGACUGGACUUUUAAAAUGGUGACUCUUGUAUGUGGUCUCGGUGGACUAUUUCCAUGCACCUUGUACUAAUCUGUAGUUGUGCUUCGGUUGGCAAUACUUUACUGAAAUGUAUGUAAACAAAUUAAUUUAAUUGUAUGCCUGUACACAUGAUGAUAAAAAAAACUACGGAGCCAUUGAAGAAGUGAGGAAAUUAAACAAAAUCUGAGUGUCUAAUCAACUCUGGUGGAUGGGGAAGCUGUGGUCAUGGAAGAAGAAAGAUAUUGAGACAUGAUGCCAUCAGAAUAGACACAACAGAGGCAGGGUAAAGGGGUGGGGGGGAAAGAAAUGGAGUCCAGAAAACCAGGUGGGGGGGGGGGGGGGGGGGGUUGUAAUCAGGUUAACUGUGGGGGUCUGUAACUAAUUGAUCCACUGAGUUCAGUCAGGAAAGAGACGACUAGUAUCGGAUACAGCCUGUGUGAAAGUGAAAUCAGAAUAAGGAUGGGCAGUCAGGAUGAUGAUACUCUCAAGUUGUGUACAAGAGUAGGAUGCAGCACAGGUGACUGAUUGAUGUACUGGUAAAAGAGGUGUGGGAAGGGUCCUGUGUCAGAUUGAUACAAGGAUUGUCCCAAACUGGGCGUAGCUAAGAUGCAUGUGGGUCCCUAUAACAGUACCUUUAAUUUGGAGGGUGAAUGAAAAGCUGAUCAAUAUGAGAACUACUUUAUCCAGAUGCAGAAGGGUGGUGGUGGAAGGGUUUGGUGAGGCCAUGUUUAAAGAAGGAAUGAAGAUCCCUCUGCCAUGGAAGUGUGGUAGAGGGAUUGUAUCAUGGUGUGAGACCAAGGAACUGGAAACUUUCCUAAAGAAAGAGUUGGAGGUGGAAAGAUAUGUCAAUAGGAGAAAAAAACCAGACUCCAGGUUGGAAGAAGUUCGUUCAAUGGGACAAGAAAAGGCCUUCAAGGUCUGUUUUAUUUCGUUGACUAUUUCUUUAUAUAUGUAUCUGUUGUGUGAUGUGGCAAUGUUGAUGUUCAGUGUUCAUCAUCAGAAAAUGGUUAAGAGUUGACCACAUUGAGUCUGGAGUCACUUAUCAUAAUGUGCAAAACACAAAGUGCUGGAGGAACUCAGUUGGUCUGGCAGCAUCUGUGCAGUGAUGUUUCGGGUUGAGACCUUUCUUCAGACUGAUGUGACUUGUUUAACAAUUCAAACACAAUGACUGAACAAACAGCAUAAUGGACAGGUGAGAUAUUGGUGGGGACAUGGGGCAUGCACUCUGUAAUGGGAAAAGUUCAUUGCUGCAAUAUGAUGUUAUCAAUUUGACUUUUCAGAGUUUGAGUAAAUUUGCCAAAGUCUCCUUCGAUAAAGAUGAUAGAAAUGCUCUACACUUUCAUAAUGCUGUUUAAUGUUCUGACAUAUUGAUUGUCCAUUGCACUUGGACAAUUUAUUUUCAUGGAUUUGUUUCUCCAUUAAUUAUUUUGAAUAACUCCUUGCUUGGUAUAGAUCUGGUGUACAAAUUCUGAACAGUAAUUGUCCAGUGAUCAGAAUUGUAAAAUGUAAAUGUUAAUGUUUGUAUGUAAAAUAAAUAAAUCAAUUUUUAAUAUUU
Messenger RNA from Amblyraja radiata (thorny skate), 6269 nucleotides. RefSeq names its product ST6 (alpha-N-acetyl-neuraminyl-2,3-beta-galactosyl-1,3)-N-acetylgalactosaminide alpha-2,6-sialyltransferase 6 (gene st6galnac6). The transcript is spliced from 7 exons. NCBI's taxonomy places the organism in Eukaryota, Metazoa, Chordata, Chondrichthyes, Rajiformes, Rajidae. Gene Ontology annotation, molecular function: alpha-N-acetylgalactosaminide alpha-2,6-sialyltransferase activity. The coding region runs from base 253 to 1152 and encodes 299 amino acids. The record is from RefSeq and is a predicted model, not a curated record. Gene Ontology annotation, biological process: oligosaccharide metabolic process; ganglioside biosynthetic process.